UGCAGGGAGUCUUUCCCAAAUGACCUGCAGUUCAGUAUUUUAAUGAGGUUCACUGUUGAUCAGACACAGACUCCAAACUUGAAGGUUAAAGUUGCCAUUUUGAAAUACAUCGAAACGUUGACUCUACAGAUGGAUCCUGCAGAUUUUGUAAAUUCCAGCGAAACCCGUCUAGCAGUAUCAAGGAUCAUCACAUGGACAACUGAGCCAAAGAGCUCGGAUGUUAGAAAGGCAGCUCAAGCCGUUUUAAUAUGCCUGUUCCAACUCAACACUCCAGAGUUCAGCAUGCUGCUUGGAGCUCUACCAAAAACAUUCCAGGAUGGAGCCACCAAACUUCUUCAAACACAUCUUCGUAGUUUAGCCAGCAGUACCCAGCAGGGGUCUGGAAACAGUUCUAUAACACGAAGCACACCACGUUCACCUGCAGGUUGGACCAGUCCCCUCACUUCACCAACAAACACAACUCAGAAUACUGUACCACCAAGUGCUUUUACCUAUGACGCAGAGAACAUGAAUUCAGAAGAAAUAUACUGCUCUCUUCGAGGAAUGACUGAAGCAAUCCAGAACUUCAGUCUCCUUAGUCAAGAAGAAAUGAAUGAACCUUUGCGACGAGAUUCUAAAAAAGAUGAUGAUGGAGAACUGGCUGUUGGUGGAGUUAGCGAUAUUCGAGGAGGUGGUGAUGCCACUGACUCAGGACGAACUGCUCUGGACAAUAAAACAUUACUGGUGAACACCACACCCCAACGUAGUAGCUCACGAUCACGUGAUUAUAAUCCUUAUAAUUAUUCUGAUAGCACUUCUAUCAAUAAGUCUGCCUUAAAGGAAGCCAUGUUUGAUGAUGAUGCUGAACAAUUUCCUGACGGAAGAAUUGUAAAUACCAGCAAGAGAAUUCACGCAAAGCAAAGAAGUAAUCCUCAAAGAAAUACAGCUGAGGAAGUGAACAUGAAUAACGCAAUGAAUGAACACAAAUGAAUGUGUCCAACCUAAGCAACAAGUUGAAGUAAAAUGUCUACACACUUCAUCACAGAUUUACUUUGAGAAUGAGAAUAAAAAUCUGCUAACGCUUAUUGGGGACCUGGUGUCAUGGAGUUCUAAAUGAUAUUUAAAGUUUCCGGGCUUUUUUUUAAUUACUCAUGGGAAGUGGACGUCACUGGCUGGCCAGCAUUU
Messenger RNA from Rhincodon typus (whale shark), 1164 nucleotides. RefSeq names its product CLIP-associating protein 2-like. The transcript is spliced from 7 exons. Bases 43 to 969 code for a protein of 308 amino acids. Gene Ontology annotation, cellular component: microtubule organizing center; cytoplasmic microtubule; spindle microtubule. Gene Ontology annotation, biological process: mitotic spindle assembly. NCBI's taxonomy places the organism in Eukaryota, Metazoa, Chordata, Chondrichthyes, Orectolobiformes, Rhincodontidae. Gene Ontology annotation, molecular function: microtubule binding. The record is from RefSeq and is a predicted model, not a curated record.